GAAAAGACCGAACAGGAUGAAGCAGCGUUGUAUAUUUUAUGUGAUAUUUUUGACAUUAAUAUAUUGUGAUGGCGAAGGUAAUGCUGAAGAUGUUUGUCAACCUGAAUCGCCACCUGCCCCUGAUAACGGAAAGGUUUGGUGCAAUAACUCAAACAGACCAAAUUCUGUCUGCAUGUUCACAUGUGAACCAUAUCAUACAUUAGUCGGCGACAAAAUCAGUAAAUGUCUUAAAACAAUCAACGGGACAAGUUGGACCGAAGCUAAUAUUGAAUGCAAACCUGAUCACUGUGAACCAGAGAUACAUUCAUUACCAAAUGGCGUGGUCACGUGCUCUCAUGGAAGUAAUGUGAGAUCAGUUUGUCACUACAAAUGCACAAUGCCCGGUACUAGCAUGUUCUUGGGAAUGAAAAAUACAAAUCGCUGUUUACCUUCGAAGAAAUGGGAUGUGAAACCACCAUGCUGUCAAGCACCGUGUCCAUCCAGUGCCAAGAUGGAUGCUGUUAUCAUAAUGGAUUCGUCUGGCUCGGUGGGGGAAGCCAAUUGGGAAAUCAUGUUCACCUUUGUUCAAUCAUUAAUUAGAGCAUUUCCAAUAUCUCGGAAGUUAACGCACUUUGCCAUGUUUCGGUAUCACAGUCGGGUUGACGAAGUAUCUGCCACUCACCUGGAAGAUUAUGACCGAUUGCUGGACGGAUUACUGUAUAACAUGAAGAAAAUGGUUUUUCAAGCAGGAAAAACAAUGACCGGAAUGGCUCUACGUUAUGCAGAAAACAGAAUAUUGAGAUCACCAGCAAAUCGGCCAGAUGCACGAGAUCUUGUCAUUUUGCUAACUGAUGGAAACUCCAAUGAUAAUGCGGAGAAUCCGGCAAAAAUUAUCAGGGGAAUGGGAAGAACGAUUAUUGUGAUAGCAAUCGUACAACGAUACGGCUCUCUGUCAAUGGAUAGAUUCUACGUUCUAGCGGGUGAUCCUUCAAAUGUUCUUCUGAUUGAUGGAUUUCGGAGGCUCGAUGCUGAACUUCUAAGAAAUCUGAUAAAUAAAAUUUGCAACGACAUAUGCAUAAAUACUGAAAUUAUUCAAUAAAUCAAUUUUAAUGUU
Styela clava is the source of this 1093-nucleotide messenger RNA. Lineage: Eukaryota; Metazoa; Chordata; Ascidiacea; Stolidobranchia; Styelidae. The record is from RefSeq and is a predicted model, not a curated record.